Molecule: messenger RNA, 987 nt
Organism: Jatropha curcas
Lineage: Eukaryota; Viridiplantae; Streptophyta; Magnoliopsida; Malpighiales; Euphorbiaceae
Source: RefSeq, a predicted model, not a curated record
AAAUAAGAGCCUACUUUAACUUCCUGAUAGGAUGCACGUAUCCCUGACCUUUUGCAUCGUAAUGGUGCUUCUUUUUUCAUUUGGUACAGAAAUGGAUCGGCAUAAUCACAUAAUCCAUUUGGUGCCAGCAAUCUUGCUGGGCAGCAUGCUGAUGGCAUUAUGAACCCCCAGAGUACAACGAAGAAUCCUGGUAAAGCCCUAGAGGGUGUGCAUUGGAUCCAUGUUCUGCCUCAUUCACCCUUUGCUUAGAAGAGAUUGAACUCAACAGGGCUGCAAUCAAUAAACCUGAAUCUUGCAGAAAAGUUGCAAAAUGUUGCUUACAUCACUUCCUUUAUUUGCUCUAGACUCCAACUCCAAGAAUCUAAGGUGUACGCUAACUCAUUAAUUGGAGUUGGAGUUGCUUCCAGUUUGUAUCAUUCUUCACGAGGAAAAAUCAGGAAUACUUUGGAGAUGUGUUUGACUAUACCAAUGAUACCAACAGAACAAAUAGUUCCUAAAUUGAGCUUGAGCUUUAUUACUUUGACUCUUUCAGGAUUCCGGAACUCUGCAGCAUUAUUGCCUAUACAGCCUUAAUGGUGCUCUGCUGCUCACACAAAAACUGGAAAUAUUUCUCAGAACACGAUCUUGUUGCAACAUAGUUUCCAUCUCAUUGCUUGCAAGUAUGUUCUUGGCACCACUGUUACUUCCUUCCAAAAUGCUUUCUACAGAAGGUGGGCAUUGCAAAGAAGAGCAGUGGAAAGAUCGCAGACCUUGCCGGAUGGCGCAUAUCUACAUAAGAUGUCAUCCUUUUUGGGUGUUCUUUUCAUUGCAGAUGAGAUGUUUCCUAGUACUCCUUUGUUAUCAUGCUGUUGGCAUCUUGCUGCGGCUGGUGUAAGCACCUGUAACAAACUUCUUCGAGUAGCCAUGGCAUAUAUCUCAGUGCAGUUUCAUAUAGUUCAUUUUAUAUCCACUGAGCUGCAGCUUAACUCAAAAAACCGACUAUGCUAA